GAAAAUAUGAUACAAUAAAUCACCGUUUAAAUUAUCCACUUUAUUAUAGAGCCAACUUUCUGUUGUAGAGAUAAGAAACCGGUUAAAAAAACGACCCAUAUUUUAAAACAAAGACAAAUAUCUGAUGUCACAAUCCACGGCAUAAAACUACAGCCUGUGACAAUAGGCCGUUGCAGGAGAGUUCAACGACCUGGCGGUGAGACACAAGUUUGCCCUGCUGUCAGCUUUUUCCUCCAUAAACGUUUCUUCAUCCUUGAUCGUUGACUGAAGUCAUCAUUCUCAGCGAUGAUUGGGAGGCGGUGAGCGGUGGGCAGUAUAUAAACACAGAAGCGUCUGGGUUUCGCUACCUUCCCUUUCCCUCAGCUUGCCUCAUCACCUCCUAACACACCAGCACCAAGAUGGCCUUCGCUGGACGAUGGGAAACUGAAUCCCAGGAGGGCUAUGAUGACUUUUGCAAACUCCUCGGUAUCCCUGCUGACAUCAUUGAGAAGGGCCGUGACUACAAACUGAUCACAGAGGUGACCCAGGCAGGAAACGACUUCACCUGGACUCAGAUCUAUCCCACAAAUGCUAAGGUUGCCAACAAAUUUACAGUUGGCAAGGAAAGCGAAAUGGAGACCAUCGGAGGAAAGAAAUUCAAGGCCACCGUGCAAAUGGAGGGAGGCAAGCUGAGUGUUAACUUUCCCAACUACCACCACACCUCUGAGAUCAGUGGAGGAAAGCUCAUUGAGACCUCCACAGCUGGGUCUGUUGUGCUUAAAAGAACCAGCAAGAAGCUCUAACUGCAAUAUGAUCCUUGACUACAUGUGUAGUUGGAGACUACAUUUAUUGCAAUAAAUAAUGUUUGACAUUA
This is a messenger RNA of Syngnathus acus (greater pipefish), 853 nucleotides long. RefSeq names its product gastrotropin-like. Bases 399 to 782 code for a protein of 127 amino acids. Gene Ontology annotation, molecular function: fatty acid binding. The record is from RefSeq and is a predicted model, not a curated record. Lineage: Eukaryota; Metazoa; Chordata; Actinopteri; Syngnathiformes; Syngnathidae. Gene Ontology annotation, cellular component: cytosol; nucleus. The transcript has 4 exons. Gene Ontology annotation, biological process: fatty acid transport.